UUAAUUUGGACCCAUGUGGUAAAUUUAUAUAUAUAUUUGCAGUUCUAACAAAUUGGACAAUGUGGUUCUCUUUUUCAUCACAUAUUCCACCCACACUAACCAAACCAUGAACCGUAACCAUCACAAACCAAUCCUACUUACAUUCUUCACUCUUCUUCUCCAACUUCCAAACCUUAUCAAUGCAUCACCAUCCCCACCCAUAACGGCUCUUUACGCCUUCGGCGACUCUACGGUGGAUUCCGGCAACAACAACUACAUCCCCACUCUUUUUCAAAGCACUCCACCCUACGGCAGAUCUUUCCCGGAUAAACUCUCCACCGGAAGAUUCUCAGAUGGAAAACUCGCCACCGACUUUAUAGCCUCUUCUCUAGGUCUCAAACCCACUUUACCAGCUUACCUCAACCCCUCGGUCAAACCGGCUGACCUUUUGACCGGUGUUAGCUUUGCUUCGGCUGGAGGUGGUCUAGAUGAUCGGACUGCAAUGAUGUCGUUGACUUUGACCAUGGACAAUCAAUGGAGUUACUUUGAGGAGGCUGUACGUAAGAUGAAGAGUGUGGUUGGAGAUUCGGAGACUAAUCGGGUGAUUAAGAAUGCUUUGUUUGUGAUUAGUGCUGGGACUAAUGAUAUGAUCUAUAAUGUUUAUGAUCAUGUUCUUGGGAGCUUUAUUUCCGUUUCGGACUAUCAAGAUUAUCUACUCAGCAAAGUCGAAGCGUUUAUCCAGAGACUACACGACGCGGGAGCACGAAGGAUUGCAGUAGCUGGACUACCACCAAUUGGAUGCCUUCCCGUGCAAGUAACACUUGGUACCGUCACUAUCCCUCGCAUUCUCCAUCAUCGGAUAUGCACGGAAAAUCAAAACGCUGAUUCUCAGCUCUACAAUCAAAAGCUACGGAAGCUAAACUACCGUCUCAGUCAGAGGCUUCCAGGCUCGAAAAUUCUUUACCUUGACAUCUACACUCCAUUAAUAGACAUGAUCAGACAUCCUCCCAGAUAUGGAUUGGAAGAAACAUUGAAAGGGUGUUGCGGGACGGGGCUGCUUGAGGCAGGACCUCUAUGCAAGCCAUUGUCUCGGACUUGUGAGGAUGUUUCAAAGUACAUGUUCUUUGAUUCUGUGCAUCCAUCACAAAAGGCGUAUUCUGUCAUAGCAUCUUACGCCUUACAAAAGUUGUUCCCUCUCCUCUAAUCUAUUUAUUUUUAUCAUUUGUGGAUUUAAAUUUUAAUGUUGUAACUAAAUAUGGGCAGCAUCAAACAUUGUCUCCACAUCAUUCUUAUUCAGCUAAGUGUCAAAUUGAUGUAACCUUUAUUUUGGUAAAAUAUUAUGGUUACGCCACAA
Messenger RNA from Raphanus sativus (radish), 1333 nucleotides. Its product is annotated as GDSL esterase/lipase At2g40250. Gene Ontology annotation, molecular function: hydrolase activity, acting on ester bonds. The record is from RefSeq and is a predicted model, not a curated record. Lineage: Eukaryota; Viridiplantae; Streptophyta; Magnoliopsida; Brassicales; Brassicaceae.